AUGGCGGCUGCACCGUCGAGUUUGGGGACACAGUUUAGCGAAGAAUUGUCCUGCAGCAUCUGCCUGGAGCUGUUCACCAGGCCCAAGAUGCUGCUAUGCGGACACACCUUCUGUCAGGACUGUCUACAGGACCAUGCAAGCAGGCGCGCGCCCUUCCAGUGCCCAAACUGUCGCCAACAAGUCAGGCUGCCGAGGCAAGGGGUCGCUGGUUUACCUGACAAUCGUAUCGUGGCCAACAUGUGCGAGAGGUUCCAACAACAAGCUACACUAUCAGAGGAAAGAAGGGAGCAACCCCAGUCUGGAAACAAGUGCAGCUUCCACCCCGCAGAAGAAGUCAGGCAGUACUGUAAACAGUGCCAAGUGCUACUUUGUCAUGAGUGUUUCGAAGAAAGCCAUGAUGAACAUCCUAUAAUGAGCUAUAGAACAGCCAUCCAACAGCACAGAGGUCCAGUAGAGGCCUUGAUCACUGAGGGGAGGGGCAUCUUGGAGACCUACUGUAGCUUCGUCAGAGGUCUCAGAGAGGAGGAGAAAAGCCUGGAUGAUCAGAAACAAGAGGCGGACAGCAAAAUCCAGGAGGCCUACAGAGAAGCCUGUAAUCAAAUCUACCAAAUGCUGACCGAGGAAAAAGACCGUCUGUUGUCUGAAGUUGAGACGAACCACAGGCAAAACAAAGAAGCCGUACAGAGACAAAGAGACGCAGUUUUGGCUGAUGUUGCUGAACUGUCUUCUGUCUGUGACGGGACGGAGCAGGACAUGGAUAGAGAAGUGGGGCAGUUUCUCAGGCACGAAUCCAGACUAGCCGACGUCGUAGGGAAGUUCAAAGAAAAGUCAGAGCCAAUUCCACUUGAAAUACACCCUGAUGUCUUCCAGCCUACCGAGAACUUUACCUGUACACUGGGAAAGGUAACUGUUCCAGGUGCAACUGCAUCAAGCGGCGCCACAGCGGCCAUAGGUCAUCACCAUGGUAACCCAAGCCACACUGUGUCCUCAAUACAGAGGUUGACGUUUGGUGAAGGGGGUUCAGAACCGGGUCAGUUCGACGAUCCUGUUGGAGUGACAGUGUCAGAAGAGGGGGAGAUCUUCGUGGCAGAACACGGUAAUUGGAGAAUCCAAGUCUUCACCCUGCAGGGAACAUUUGUUCGACAGUUCCCAACAGUCGUGUCUGAUGAAGAGGAGAUGUUCCCAACAGAUGUGGCCCUGGACGGGGAGGGGAACCUGUGGGUUGUGUGGUACACAGACUCUGCUGACUUUGCUGUACAGUACAACAAACAGGGCAGGGUGCUGAGGACGAUUGACGUACAGGUGACAGGGUGGUACAGAGGAGUUGCCGUGGACACCAGGAGGAACCACAUCCUCAUCACACAAACCGCAGGAGGCUGGGGCAACAAACAUGCUGAAGUUUUGGUGUUCAGGCCAGAUGGAACACUUGUGAGAACUGUGGGUCAGCAGCAGGGGAUGGAGUACCCACAGUACAUCACUGUGGACGGGGAAGGGAACAUUCUUGUGUCAGACAGGGGCAAUAACUGUGUCUAUGUGUACAGGGAGGACGGACAGUUUCUGUUCAAGUUUGGAGGUGAGGAAAGUGGUGUGGGUCGGCUGAAGGAUCCCCGUGGCAUCUGUACAGACAGGGCAGGGAACAUCAUCGUGGCAGACAGCUGGAACGGCCGUGUGGAGAUGUUUGACAAGACAGGCAGAUUCCUCAAACACAUUGCUACAGACAUGACAGGUCCACGUGCUGUUGCCAUGGCACCACAGGGACAGCUGGGAACAUUUGUCAGACAAUUCCCAACAGUCGUUUCAGGUGAACAGAAGAUGUGCCCAACAGAUGUGGCCAUGGACGGGGAGGGGAACCUGUGGGUGGUGGGCCAUGGGGAGAUGAGGUGGCCGUGGAUAGGCUCUGCUGAGUUUGCUGUGCAGUACAACAAACAGGGCAGGGUGCUGAGGAAGAUUGACCUACAGAAGACAGGGUGGGCCAGAGGAGUUGCCGUGGACACCAGGAGGAACCACAUCCUCAUCACACAAACCACAGGUGACUUCCUCAACCCACAUGGUGAAGUUUUGGUGUUCAGGUCAGAUGGAACACUUGUGAGAACUGUGGGUCAGCAGCAGGGGAUGAAGUACCCACUGUACAUCACUGUGGACGGGGAAGGGAACAUUCUUGUGUCAGACAGUGAGAAUCACUGUGUGUAUGUGUACAAUGAAGACGGACAGUUUCUGUUCAAGUUUGGAGAUGAGGGAAGUGGUGAAGGUCAGCUGGUGUAUCCCCGCGGCAUCUGUACAGACAGGGCAGGGAACAUCAUCGUGGCAGACACGGGAAACAGCCGUGUGGAGAUGUUCGACAAGACAGGAAAAUUCCUCAAACACAUCACUACAGACAUGACAAGUCCAUAUGCUGUUGCCAUGACACCACAGGGACAGCUGGUGGUCACUGAUACUGUGGAUAGCACAGUCACUAUUUUCAAACAAAGCGACUGCGUAUAG
This is a messenger RNA of Branchiostoma belcheri (Belcher's lancelet), 2481 nucleotides long. Its product is annotated as tripartite motif-containing protein 3-like. NCBI's taxonomy places the organism in Eukaryota, Metazoa, Chordata, Leptocardii, Amphioxiformes, Branchiostomatidae. The record is from RefSeq and is a predicted model, not a curated record. The transcript has 2 exons. Bases 1 to 2481 code for a protein of 826 amino acids. Gene Ontology annotation, cellular component: extracellular region. Gene Ontology annotation, molecular function: zinc ion binding; protein binding.